UCUGGACCCCCUCCAUUAUGAUUACAUCUCUGGAGAGCAGCACCUGACCGGACGUGGCGUUCAACACCUUCUCCGUACAUCUCGCCCAUGCCCGAGGAUAAGACAUCUUCAUCGGCGUGGAGCGGAUGAGAGAUCCUUAUUAUAUCCACAGCAACUAUCUCUUAUUAUUAUCCAGCUGGACUAUUGCCUGCUGUAUCUUACCAACCAGUCACCGGAGAUUUUCUCGGUACCGAUAAAGGAUUACUCUCUCUCUCUCUCCCAUCUCACUCAUCCUUCUUCUACUCCUCCGUCUAUCAACAGAGCUAGCUAGCAGGCAGAUCACUUUAGCUUGACUUAAGAAGUCUUCACAGGGGCUAAUCUCCGACCCUUUUGUUCUCCAUUUACACGGAGUAUUUUAUCUUAUUUACUCGAACCGCCGUGGGCUUCUAAUACUUGUCACCUCCCUACGCGCCAUUCGGAUUCCUACCGCCUCUAGGGGCUCUGUUUGCUGUUUUCCCCUACCGUAUACACUACUGCUUUCGUAUAUAUUCUUCGACUAUCAUCGAUCUCUCUACGUGAUAUUGGGACCUUUGCAUUCUCCGUCUUUCAAAUGGGCAGAAUGGCUGGACCGGGUGGCGGGCCUCCGCGCAAGAGCCACACUAAGUCAAGGAACGGGUGCAAGACGUGCAAAAGAAGGCAUAUUCGAUGUGAUGAAAGCUUUCCCCAAUGUCGAAAUUGCACUAAACACAACUGCCGCUGUGACUACAUGGACGUUGCUGCUGCGCAGGAAGAAUCGAUGAAAACACGAAGGGUUCCUGAUCUUCUUAUGACUCCGGAAAUCGAAAUCGAAAUCAACAAUUGGCAUGCGACUGGUGUGUCACCUUUUCCGGAGCUCGUGCACUGUCCCCGAAGUAGCUGGUAUGGAUUAUCUCGGUCAGAUCUUCGACUGGUUCACCACAUUAUCGGGCUUUCAUUUGAUCUAUAUCGCCGUGGAUUCAGCAACUGUACGCCAUGGGCGCAGAGACUGCCGAAUUUCCUAACCUUCGCCCUUUCAAAUGAUUUCGUUUUGCACUCUAUCCUGGCGCUGUCCGCGUUUCAUCUAUCCUGGACAACUGGCAACCAAGACACCAAACACUUGGCUUACCACCACCGAGGAAUUGCUAUCAAAGGCCUGCAGGGAGCAAUCGGCUCUUUCUCCAACAAGAAUUGUGAGGCUAUCCUUGCUGCCUCGAUUCUACUAUCGUGGGGAGCUACCGAGUGGCAACUUUGGGCAUCCUUACAACAGGGUCUUUCUACAGUUCUGAAUGCCAUGCAUCCAUCCUGGAAACAGGAGUCAGAUAUUGCAAGAUUUCUCGAGACCCAGCAGGUCUUGAGAAGCAUAAACUCCGCCAUCUCCAACGGAUAUCGUCGUUUCCCAGAGGGGGAUCUCGCUCAUCUUGACCAAACCAUAACGGGUCUGGAGAACGUACAAAGUCGCGUCUCUCACAAUCACGAGUACUACACUCGAAUUGAAGAGUUACUGGAGUUCCUACGACAGCUCCGUAAAGAUCUUCCGAUGCAAUCACCCGAACAAAUCUUUGGACGGAUCCAGCCGCUCAUCCAGUGGCUAUUCUGGCUGCCGCCUGCCAUCCUUCGGGGCGGAGAUACGGAUAUUAGUGGACUCGCGAUUCUUGCUCAGUUCUUCGGUGUUGGUGUGGAGUUGGAUUCUCUGUUUUCCGACAUGGGGAUUGCAUAUCUCGGGGCUCUAUCGGUUGGACCAAUCGAGGAUAUUUUCAGAAUCGUUGCUGUCAGGAAUUCCAUGGAUCCAUUCAACGCAGAAUUCCAGCUAGCGUUGAGUCUCCUAGACCUGCCCCGGCAUAUUCUUGCGCGAUAUAAAGACCGCCUCCAUUGGUCUCCGCGACCGACUAUCGACCACAGCCAUACAUCCCCGCCACCUCCAUACCGAAGCAGCCCACAUGGCUUUUCCCUCGCCGCUUCGUCUUCAUCACCUACUUCACCUCAGUACUCUGCUUACACAUCUCCAGUCCACUCUCCACCAGCCGUGCCUAUGACGACCUCCCCAUUUGAGAUGGCACCUAACUAUGUCACGGUGCCCGCCUCUCAUGCUCAUUACCCUCAUAUGCCUCAAGUGCUUUCCGAUAUCAGGGAACCACGGACUGUACUAUCACAUUUCAGCAACCCCAGUGCCUCACAUCUACCUGCAUUCACGUCUACGUAUGCGGAUGGUAUGUGGAGUAGAACUACACAACGCACUGAUGGAGCGCCGCUGGGUCUAAAUCUAGAGCUUUACAAUGGCUCUCAUCCAUUCAACGCUGGAGGGUUAGUAGCACCGGGGCUUUGCUGGAGCUGAGCCUGGAAGCUCAACCGAUUGGCAAUGCACUCUGAAACCGCUUUUUUAUUUUGAGUUCUUUUUACUAAGGGCCUGUUUAGCUGAGUCCAUCUCUUUCCGACCUGACAAUCUUCCUCCCGAAGCAAUCCUUGUUCUAUUCGGAAAUGCAGAGAUGCAGAAACCGGCAGCUCGAAGCCCUCUCAAAAAUCAUCCAACGCUAGAUACUGGCUGUGUUGAUGAUAUCACAUCCAAUUAAUAGCCAAUCUGACCAAUCCGUACGGCAGAGCCGACGCAUUUCGGUCUGAUGGACAUUCGAAACUGUCCUCUGGACUUUCUCUUCAUUUCAUUUCCUUUCUCUCAGAUGGUGGUGGGUAGGGUAUCCAUUUCUUGCAGAGUCCACUGCACGCCUUAUGACGUCUCUCUGUAUUUCCUUGGGGAAUAUCUACCGAAUAUUGGAAUGCAGGGAACACGGUAGAACAUGUGAAUGUGGCGAGUCAUGAAACUGACGGAUCUAUUUUCUUUUUAAUUCCUAUGAUCUAUACCUAGGUAUUUCUGGUCUUUAUUUCUUCAUCAUUAUUUCAUUUUAAUUUGCCACUGACUGUGACGACCCCCCCUGCUUUUGCUCUUCUCUUCAUGCUGACCGGGUGGUUCUUCGGUUAGAACUUCUCGAUCGGUAGCUGUCAUGUCAUGGAUUAUACUAUUAUUCUUGGAUAGAUAGAUAGCUGCAUGCUCCCACUAGCCAGCCAUUAAGGAUCCAAUUGCAUCACCCAUUUUCUCCCUAACUAAGAUUGCAUGAUCAUCGCGCGUCAUUGAUUAUUCUGGUCGGUUUAACGGAUGGAUCCAGGCUGAUCCGACUUUUUCUUUGAGGGCUCAAAAGCGACGGCUCGCCCCCUCCCCAUCACUUGCAUAUUAUUUAAUUAUUGACUUCCUUGAAACGGAUAUAAAAGACCAACGGGCUGUUUGACAGUGGCAAUCAAUCGUACGAUGGGUUACCUAGGUUAGGUAGGGAUCCGAAUGCCCAACGGCCAUUGGUAAGCAGGAGUACUUAACCUGGGUUACUACCAAGGUAGAGGCGGUUAUUGCCUUGUUUUGGGCACGCAUGGAGACAUGCGAAGUAGGAGUCUAGACCAGGAACUAGAAAUAUGUUCGUUUUAUUUGACAUGUCACGGGGUACUUCACAGUGCACAUAAAGUGCAUAGUACAUACACAUAGAUCCUG
This is a messenger RNA of Monascus purpureus, 3526 nucleotides long. The record is from the annotation of a GenBank genome assembly. Lineage: Eukaryota; Fungi; Ascomycota; Eurotiomycetes; Eurotiales; Aspergillaceae.